Messenger RNA from Batrachochytrium dendrobatidis JAM81, 2655 nucleotides. RefSeq lists its product as uncharacterized. Bases 1 to 2655 code for a protein of 884 amino acids. The transcript has 4 exons. Lineage: Eukaryota; Fungi; Chytridiomycota; Chytridiomycetes; Rhizophydiales. The record is from RefSeq and is a predicted model, not a curated record.
AUGGAAUACAAACGACUCGCUCAGGAUCAAAAUAAUUCCGAGAUUCAACAGCCAUACACAAAUCAUGCACUCACUUCUUUGUCACAUAGUGUUAUUCCUAAUAUAAGCGUUCUAGGGAACUACAAUAGAAACCCCAGUUUGAGUCCAUAUUCGUCUGCUACUGGAAAUCCAUUAUCACAGCGCUUUAAAAACUCUGAUAUCCAAUCCAGUACUAAUCAGAUUUCAAAUGUUUCAAAAUAUCCCAAAAAUUCAGAAACUAAUGCAAGCUUAAUUCAAAUCGCCAACCCAAAUAGUAAUUUAAAGCAACCGUUUCAAAUGAAUGACUGUGCUCCAGAUCAAAUGGAUCCACAACCCAAUUUUGAUCUCAAUCUAUUGCUAAAUCAAUCGCUUUUGAUAUUCUCUACUGCUCGAAUAGAGGCACUUGAAAAGACGGUCGCAAUGGACUCGCUAACAAUUCGUGACUUUGCAGAAUAUUUAUUAGCUGCUGAGCAGACAGCAUAUCGUACGAUUCAAAAGCAUCUAUCCUGUGCAACUGUAAAAACAAAACUGCAGUCCAACAUAGAUCAUCUAGAUGCAUUCCAAUCUAUGCAAACUCACAAAUUGCAAGAGUCAACUUCACAAUUGCAUGCUACUGUUGAGUAUAUUCAUCAAGUGCGCGACAAGGCGGAAAAGGAAUUACAAAAAAUACAUCAAUUGAUUAAAAAUACAAGCUCGAGCAACAACAAACAAGACAUUUUAAAUGCAAUGAUUGACAAGCCUACACAGUUGAUGAUGGAUCCACACUUUACAGCACUUGCAAUGAAAAUUGAAUCACUUCAAUUUCAAAUCUCAUCGGUUGAAAAAAACGCCAGACAAAGCAUUGAAAAGGAAAUGCACUAUAGACUUCAAUUUGAAAAAAGUUGUCAGAAUUUAUACAAGGAUAUUAGAGAUAUUGUGCAUACGCAUGAACGAUCCACUGCCAAUCACAUUGAAACUAUUCGGCAAGGUUUGUUUGAUGAGAUUUUCAAAGAGCGUCACGAGCAAAGUAAAUUCAUGACCGAAACUGUUAAAUGCCAACGCAUUCACGAAGAUAAAUGUAAAGAGUCAUUCGCCACAUUGCAAGAUAAUUCUAUUCAACAACAAAUGCUUAUGGAGCAAUCACUAAAUGAUAGAAUUUCUGACUGUCAAGCGCAUACUGUGAAAUUGCGAGCAAGUUUAGCAGAUGGUAUAAAGGCUGUUCGCUCAGAAAUCUGGCAAAGUGUCAAUGAUGCCAUACAGCGACAUAAAUUAGAAGAAACGCAAAAUCAAGCCAUUCAAAAACUGAGUGAAUCCAUUUGUCUCGUUGAAAAGGAUGCUAAACGAGCAUCUACAUCUUUGGAAGAGGUACUAAGAGCAGAGAUCAAAUCUAGACUAGAAAUGGAAAAAGAGGUUUUGAAAUUGAAAGAGGGCAUUAAAAUGGCAAUUGAAGAUAUUGAUAAAAAGCAUUCAUCAAGUCUGCGUAAUUUGGCAGAGGGUUGUGAAGAACAGUCAAAAAAAUUAUUCAAGCGUAUUGGGGAUAUAGGUUCACGACUGAAACAUACAUCAUCCGAGGCACAUAUCGCUGAAAAGAAUACACACGAUAUACUAGAUCGCAAGCAUCAAUUGGCUAUGCUUGAGAUCAAAAAUCAGCAUGAAUUGAUUAUUCAAAGUGAGCUUAAAAUACAAGAUCUGACAAACUUGUGCGAUACCAUUCAGACAAAAGUAAAGAAAAACCAUGCGUCACAGUUUACUCAUAUGGAUUCUGCCAAAAAAGCAAUCCAAACACAACUGGACACAUUUGUCAAAAAACACGAUUUAAUCCAGCUUCAAAAAAACAACAGCAGCGACAUUGAUAAAUUGGAAUCGAAUAUCCGUGAUAUUCAAGCCUUUGUAUCAGAGUUUGAAAAGUUUAAAUGUAACUAUGCCACAAAGGAAGACUUGAGUGAAAUCGAAAACAAGCAACAUUUGUCUACGAUCGCCUACGAUAGCACAGUAGAGCGUUUGCAGGCAAGUAUUUGCUCAAUUAUAGGUAAUAUACAGACAUUAGCAACCAAUCAGGAAAUCUUGGCCAUGAAAGAGUGCAUUUCAAGAAUUUCCAACGAGCUAAAUACUAAACAAUUCAUACAUACUCAAACCCCACAAGGUUACGACAAGUAUCGCGACUUGGAUUUUGAAUUGGACAGUACAUUCUUGGCAACUGAACUAUGCACGAACGAGACUACUGUAGAUACUCGCGACUCUUUGCAACAGUUCAACACAUUGUUUACACAUCAAGUCAAGAUUCAUUUCCAACACCUUUAUUUAGCACUUGCCACCAUUCAUGAUUUGCUUGUGAAUAACCAUAGUUUACUGAAUUUCGACAAGGAAAAGCUUGAAACAUUACAGAAUCUUUUGAAAAUCAAUGCCCAUUCGACAAGUCAGCCAUCAAUACACAUUACAGAUCAACAGUGUAUUGUAAAUGAUAUAGAUUGUCUGGAACUUUCAACAGAUGAGCAAGCAGCUGUAUCUGCAGACGUGUUAGAGUGUUCAGGUAGUGCUGUGCAUGUAAAAGACGACAGUGGAUCUUUUAUUGAUGAUCUAAUCACGCCAACGCAAGCCACAGAUGAUCACACUCAUACAGGUUUAAAUGAUCGUAAAGAUACAAGUUUGGCACAUUAA